Messenger RNA from Trypanosoma conorhini, 5535 nucleotides. RefSeq names its product ubiquitin-protein ligase. Bases 1 to 5535 code for a protein of 1844 amino acids. The transcript has a single exon. The record is from RefSeq and is a predicted model, not a curated record. Gene Ontology annotation, molecular function: ubiquitin protein ligase activity. Gene Ontology annotation, biological process: protein polyubiquitination; proteasome-mediated ubiquitin-dependent protein catabolic process. NCBI's taxonomy places the organism in Eukaryota, Euglenozoa, Kinetoplastea, Trypanosomatida, Trypanosomatidae.
AUGAGUGCCGCCGAUGGUUCCGCCGGAUUAAUGCAGCGUGAGGAGGCGGCCUCACUGGUUGGGGAUCUCAAGAGUGCCCUUGCAGCCUUUAAGCGUAGCCAAUCCGAUGGGAAAUCCCAGCGCCUGUUCAUGGCAUUGGACCGUGUUUGCGUAGCAUUCUGCUUUGGGGACGAGGAGUUUGUCCGACGUCUUGAGGUCGAACGCUACGCAGCGGAGCUGGUGUCAACACUUAAAACUGUUUCUCAAAAAGAUUUUGCUCGACUGCGUUCGCUCGUGGUACAGGCUCUCGCACUACUGGCAGACAUUGUGCCGCGCGGUGGUUUGGCGGUUGCGACGGCGAAAGGUGUUCCGCCGUUGUUGUGUCUUCUUAACGACGUUGCGCCUCCUGGCAAUGAAGCGCUUUUAGAGGAGGUGCUGAAAUGUAUUAGUCACGUCUCGCUUGAGGCACACACGGCGGUGGUGCAGGCCAAUGCGGUUUCUGUCAUUGCCUCCUUGGAGGCGAAGGUGGAAGCGCACCCUCUGCGUAUGAUGUGUCUAAAGUGUCUCUGUCACCUCCUCGGGGCAGCGCGGCUGAAGGAUUGGAACAAGUAUCUUCUAGUGCCUUGCAAUGCCCUUGCGGUGCGGUUUAGCCAGCAGGCGAGACAGUUGGUGGGGGAUGCCAAGGAUCCAGCCGCGGAACGCUUCUCGAAAGAGAAUGGAGCGUAUAUGCUGCGCCUCAUUGAGUGCGUUGCCCUCAUUUAUGACCGGAUAUUGCGCUCACGAGAGCAGCUUCUUAAGAAUAGUAGCAUCCUGGAGCAUUCGGUGCCGGCGUUUGUCACUGUUUUAGUAGGAACUGUUUCAAUGGGUGCCCAAGGGUCGACGCUUCGCGACGCCGUCUGCUCACCGUUGCUGACCCUUUUCUUCACCGAUCCCAUGAUCGCGGUGAAAAUGUUCCUUAAAUAUUACGUCUUGCACUCCGUCUGCAAAAUUUUGAGCGCGCUGGCGGAGAGAAGAACGAAACUCUUCUCACACAGUGGUGUGGGACUUGCUGAGGCCCUUCUCCAGAAUGACGCCAGUGUCAUUCCCUUCAUGGCCGAGGAACAGCAAAUUAUUCAUUUGUUGGAAUUUUUGCUGGUAGUCACACCAGCUGCCAUAUUGGCCCGUGAGAGUGACUACUAUGUUACACUGCCGCACUUUAUUUGGCAUUGUGAGGACGACUUUCACAAUCGAAAUGAUUGCAGUGAUAGUUUGAGUAGACAGCUGGAAGGCGAGUACGAAAUCCAACGUAGAUGUAAAGCGUUCACGCAAUAUGAGAUUUCUUAUGGGACUCGCGUCCUCAAGGUUGACUUUAGCGACAUGCAAUAUGUGAGCAAUGAUCUCUCUUCAUACCCACACGGCUUUGGUCGUUAUGCAUUUCUUUCCGGUUAUAUCCACAGACGCCCCAUGUUCUGUAAUUGUGGGGAGGACGCACUUGUGGAUGCGGCCAUCAUUCCCCAGCAUCAGGGCAGCUGCUUAGCUGAGGCGCCAAACCGAGGGACCCGGUGUUCGCAGAAUCCUCUGGUGUCUAGGCCGACAAGGGGAAACGACGCCGUUAAUGCGGAGAUAUUUCCCGUCAUCGUAUUACAAGGAACGGAAGUUCCGUCAUCCCUGAACAUGCCCCAUACGAGUCGCUUGAAGGAGACUGCUACUGAGCGCGUGGUGAAUGAAAAGGAGGGUGCUUUUUGUUGUGUACUUCUGCCACGUUUUUGGAAAAAGCGAGGGCGAAACGCUGCCGGGGUUAGACAGAGAAAUGAAAGGAACUCCAAAAAGUAUCUUUUUACCCGCGAGAACUUUAGUCAUACUCGUGAGGGGCUUUUGCGUGACCCUGCUACUCGUGUACAUUUUCUACAGGACGCCAUGAUCCAAAUGAUAGUGUCGUCGUGCCUUCCUGUCUUGGAGUCUGUCGUCAAGGAAACGGUGAGUCCCGUUGUCGCGCGUCACUGCUCUAUUUUGAUACUUCGAUGCAUCGAUCUCACGGUGGAAUACUUUCGCAUGGGCAGCACGUGCUUGCACCCAAAGAACAAGGAAGAUCUAUUUGCGCGGUUUAAUCUCCUCCGCUCUCGCCUGGGAACGGUGUUGUCUUACUUGGCCACGACAAAUACGACACAAUCGUUAACGGCAUAUGUGCAGCCUUUUAAGGAAAAUCAAUCGAAUCAGCCAGUUUUGCGUGCCCUGACAUUAUUGGGGUUCACCCAACACUCUCGGCUUCCGGCUAUGACGCUAAGGUGUGAAAUACAAAUGAGUGCGUUGAGUUCGCUUUUGAUCCUGCAGCACGCCUAUCGCGUCGGGAUGUCCGUCUUUAAUAAUAACCAGAAGCUGUUUCUCCGUCGAAUGCUGGAGACUCUGACUGAUCGUGUGAGUCGACAUCAGGGCGUCCUUCGGAGUUCACUGCAUGGCAGCACGGGAGCUGCUCCGUGCCCUUUUCAUGGUACCCCGGAAAAGUUGGAGGGGACGUAUGCGAAACUCCUCGAGCAAGUGAUUUUGAUCCUAUCUUUGGAUUUACCGAAGACGUGCAAGGGCCCUGGAGGCGCCUUGUUGAAGAAUUCGCGCGCACCAUCCCCGGAUUCUUCCAUUUUAAAUAUUGAUUCUACAAACCCUCUUGAGUUCAGUUCGGUACUCGGCACAGCAGAAGAGUCUCGGUUCUCCGAAGGUGGCAUCUUGUCUGAUAUUAUGAUGCGCGCGAGUAGGCACGUGAAUCUUAAUACAGGGCUACAACAGGUGCUUGCGAUACAUGAAUACAUGUUAGAGAGUGAAGACAAUCUCGCUUCUCUUGUGCAUGAGCAUCCCGAGUUCUUGGAGCAACUUGCGAGUGAGCUGCAGAAUAGCGUGACUCAAACUGUUUUAAACGCGGAGCUGGUGAAGGCAUUUUCUCAGGUUAGAGAGGGGCUUCUUCGGCUCAUCAAUCAAAAUUUAGGACUGGUGAACGUUGAAGAGGUCUCGCCGAUUGAGCGUCAACCGGCGAGACUGGAGCGCCGUUUUCGACGCAACAAAGUCAUGUUGGCCAUGACAAACUACAUGUGGUCCCCGCUACGGGUGAAACUGGAGCCCCUGGAGUUCACUGGAAAGGCUGGCCAACCGCCUUCUGCUGCGCGAAGUCUAUUCAUUGCCGGUGAAAAGUACACCCUUCUGGACAUUUGUCUGGCGCGAGAGUCUGUUAGCGUUCUCCCAACGACGUCGUUGAGUCACCUCGCCAAGCAAAUUCUCUUUCAGCUGCAACACCAAUACGCGGAUACAGCGAAAUUUAGGCAGGAUGUAAAAUUGGGACGCAGGCACAGUGCACCGGAGAGCAUUGAUAUACAGGAUUUGUAUUCUUUGACUGCCCCUCCUAUUCCCAUGCCGGAGGUGGACGAGGGAGAGGACGUGCGGUCCUUGUCUUUUCAGUCUUUUACACACAUGGACUUGCACGCCGCGGAGGUUCCCGAGACCGCCGGCUCCUCUAGGACAACUGCGCCACUGUUGUCCCGAGAAAGUACAUACGCGAGUGAACGAGCACUGCGUGCGGCAGCGUUGACGACGGUGACAAGUGCCCACCAAGGGCAGACGCGUAGAAGAACUUUCUGCUUCGGGGAGCCAUCCUCGUCUGAUACGGCUGAAGAAGCAAUGUACACCAUUUCAAUAAAUAACAUUGUAUUUUUCUGCAAUGGCACUCCGGUGACGGACUUGUCAGUUUCUGUAUUGGAACUGCUCUGGAAGGAUGCAACAAAGCCGGUGGAUGGAACGGCUGCCGCCACGGAUGAGAUGCAAUGCGGUGGUGAGCUGGGUGCCACGUCGGGGGUGCAACGUGUAAUGGCACUGUGGUCAACGGCACAUACCAUUCAGUAUGUCAUUGUGAAGGAGCCCUUUCUGCAAGGUGUUGACGACGUAACAGAGGAGAGCGCAUACGAUAAAGAAAUGAGCUCCCCAAGGAAGCUCUUCACACAUCUGUUAAGAUACGCGGGAACGCGGUCUUCCUUGAAGUUUGCAGCUAAACUGUUAAAUGAAUUGCGGCGAGUUUUGCUGGUGGCAAAGGUUCCCGUGAACUAUGCAGAGGGAAGACUGUGUAGCGCUCUCAUCUAUGGUUUCUACAAUUAUCUGGGUGUAUUCAUGCUACCGCCACUCCUCUGGUUUCCGCUUCUCUGCUCCUCACUGAAUGAGCAGAGGGAUCAGCACCUUGCCAGUUAUAUUCUGUGGAACUUUCCCAGCGUUUUUAGUUUAAGCAUUCGACGAGCGUUACUUCAGCUACUUUUUUCCGUGCGCCGACUCCCAACUACCGUGACGUCUAAAUUAAAGGAGGCGCUGCGUGGGGCUACGUGGCCUCUUCCCAUUCAUGGUCUGGAGUGGGUGACGCCGGAGUUGAAUAUGCACGGUACAAAGAAGGUGGUAGUACAGCGGGAUAACCUUUUGGUAAGUGGAUCCAUUGUGCUGCGGACGCACGCCAUGUGUCCUUUACCGUUGAGUGUGGAGUUUGAAAACGAAAAUGGCGUCGGUGCAGGGCCUGCGAGGGAAUUUUACAACUUAUUCGCUGCACAGCUUCAAGAGCUGCGUCUCAACAUGUGGCGAAGUGAACAAUUCAUGGACAACACUGGAGCUCUCGCAACGCGUGUGCAAGUGCCUCUGUUUCCUGCCGUGUGCCAGACCGCGAAAUCGCUGGCGUAUUUUGAACUCUUGGGUUUACUUGUGGGACGGGUGCUGCUGGAAGAGCGUGUGGUGGAGCUUCCCCUGCAUCGCUGCUUUACUCAAGGAAUUGUGGGCAACCUUGAUAAGAACCGGCUGCAUGACAUUGAUCCGGAGUUGGACCUUCACCUUACGUGGUUGGGUUCCCUCUCUGAAGAGAGACUUCUCGAUUGCGAUUUGACGUUUGUUUUGCCAAUUUCCGAUGCGGCCACGGCGGGUGAGGCGAUUGAGCUUUGCCCCAAUGGCUCCGUGACACGUGUGAGCAGGGCCAAUGUUUUCGACUACAUCACCGCGGUGCGGCAAUAUUACACCCGGAAAGUCCUUCUGAGGCCUCUUAUGCACUUCAGGCAGGGACUGCGCUAUGCCGUGAUUCCGUCCUACCUCGAACUCUUCAGUGUCGAGGAGCUGCAGCUGCUCAUCUCUGGCCCGGACGGGAAGAUUUGGGAGAAGCCAGAAGAUCUUGGGCGAAUUAUCAGCGCGGCCCACGGCUACAAUAGGAAUUCCCCCGUUGUAGCCUUCCUUCUUGAGGUGGUGAGCGGUUGGGAUGCCGCACUGCAGCGUGCCUUCCUGCGCUUCGUAACGGGUUCCUCCCGUCUUCCCCUCGGGGGGCUGCGGCCCCCGAUAACCGUCGUGCGCCGGACACUUGGGGUGGCGGCGGAAGCAGAGGGGCGUGGGGUUUUUUCAAACAACUCAUUCGGAGAGGAGACGGUUGGAAGCUUGCAAAUGCGUAUGGAUGCGUCGCUGCCGACAGUAAACACCUGUGCGCACUACCUCAAGUUGCCGAGCUACAGCAGCAAGGCCCUGCUGCAGGAGAAAUUGCGGACUGCUGUGACUGAGGGACAGGAAUGUUUCCUGCUCACGUAG